AUGCCGCCUAAGGAAGCGACCAAAGUUCUGGCCGAGCGGUUGGCCAAGCGCAAGGGGAUUCUCGCGCUGCGUGACAACAUCGAGAAGUUUGUGAGCAAGUUCAACGGCGAGCUGGACAUGUGCCAAGUGUCAGUGCGACUCGAUUCCCUGGAUCAGCUGAAGAACGACUUCCUGGACGUGCAGAACAACAUCGAGAAGUUGGAUGAGCCGAACAAUCUGGACGCGAACAUUGCUCAGCGGGUCGACUUCGAGCAGCGCUACUGUGACAUCAAGGGAUUUUUGCUCUCCAAGCGACCUGUCGAUCUCAACCAAACAUUGGAGAUGUCUACGAUGUCUCACUCGCACUCGCACAAUUUCCACCUGCGUCUCCCGAAGAUCGAAUUGCCGCAGUUCGACGGAGACUACUCACGCUGGUUGUCCUUCCGGGACACUUUUGUGUCGAUGAUCCAUGCCAACUCGGACAUACCAACUGUAGCCAAGCUGCAGUACCUGCUGCAGUCGUUGGGACCGACAGCCAAGAAGCCUUACGAAUCCGUCGAUAUCAAGGCUGACAACUACUUCACGACGUGGUCAGCGAUACUCAAGCGGUACGACGACAAGCGUCACCUGAAGCGACAGCUGUUCAGAGGUUUGUACGAUUUGCCAGCAGUGCCAGAGGAGUGUGCGUCUGCGAUCCACAACUUGGCUGAUGACUUCCAACGCCACGUGAAGGCGCUCGAGAAGUUGGACGAACUUGUGCAGCAUUGGGACACGCCGCUGGUAAACAUGCUGUCGUACAAGUUGGAUCAAGCGACGUUGCGAGCGUGGGAGGAGAAGAAUAGCGAGAAGGCCGACGUUAAGUACGACGACAUGAUCGAGUUCUUGUACCAACGGGUACGCGUUUUGGAAGCUAGCGGAUCGGAGUCCAAGCAGUCGGCAUCGGCAAAGGUGGCCGGUUCCUCAUCGAAACAAUCUCGGCCGAGGUUCGUUGCCAACGCUGCCUCUUCCUCCAGCUCGAACGGUUCGUGCUUGCUUGGGUGUUCGGAGAACCAUCAUCUACGCAGAUGUCCAGUGUUUCUUGGGAAGGAUGUGCAGCAACGCCGAGACCUGGUUGCGCAGAAACGGCUGUGCUGGAACUGUCUCUCGGCUGGCCACCCGGCCAGGAAGUGUGGGUCCAAGUUCUCGUGCCAAACUUGUAAGCAGAAACACCAUUCACUUGUGCACGUCUCGUCUCCGACGAGGGUUUCAUCGACUCCUGCUGUGACUUCCGUCACAAUUGAUCAACCGUCCAACACCGCGUCGGCGAACGCGGCCCCGGUAGGCUCAAGUUCUACCACUCCACAAGUCAGCAUGGCAGUGCAAACUGCAUGCAACACGGUUCUGCUGGAGACGGUUGUGGUGAAUGUGGUUGACGAUCACGGCAAGAAGCACAAGGCGCGAGCGUUGCUGGACUCAGCUUCGAUGUCAAACUUCAUGUCGGGUCAGCUGGCAAAGAACCUCUACAAUCGGCCGAUCAAGGUGGACGUCGCAGUAGCUGGGAUUGGAGUUUCAACGCAACGAGUUCGCAGCGCAAUCACGGCCGCGAUCGAGUCCAGGAACACAACGUUUUCUACGAAGCUGGAGUUCCUGAUCCUGAGGCAGCCUUCUGCAGAGCUGCCAACCGUGCCGAUAGACGUGUCGACAUGGAAACUUCCGGAUAUUGUGCUGGCAGAUCAACGCUUCAACGUACCUGAACCGAUCGACCUGGUGAUCGGCAGUGAAUCGUUCUGGGAACUGCACACUGGGCGGAAGAUCUCGCUUGGAGCAGGUCUUCCAUGGGUAGUUGAAACGCACUUUGGUUGGGCGGUAUCUGGCACCGCAUCCGCUGAAACUACCUGCAUCCCCCGCAUCUGUCAGCUUUCAGCUGUGAACGAUCGUCUGGAGGCUGCAAUCCAGAGAUUCUGGGAAGUUGAGACGAUCCCGGAAGGCCCCGCUCACUCUGUCGACGAGAAUCGCUGCGAGGAGUUCUUCGCCAAGACGACCACCCGUGACGCUACAGGAAGGUACGUGACCAUCGCAGAGCGCCGCUUUCUCGGCCUGGAACGUCGAUUGGAUCGAGAUCCUGCGACGAAGGAGGCCUACCACAAGUUUAUGCACGAGUAUCUGUCGCUGGGCCACAUGGAGUUGGUGGACGGACCUGUGGACUACCGGAGGCCACACUGCUACUUGCCGCACCACCCUGUCUUCAAACAAUCAAGCACAACGACGAAGGUCAGGGUCGUCUUCGACGCGUCGUGCAAGACGUCGUCCGGCUACUCGGUGAAUGAAAAGAUGCUCGUUGGACCGGUCGUUCAACCGGACCUGCUGUCGACGCUGCUGAAGUUCCGGUUUCAAGCGGUCGCACUGGUGGCGGACGUCGAAAGAUGUACCGUCAAGUGCUCGUGCAUCCUGACGAUCGGCCUCUGCAGCGGAUUAACGCUCGCUCAGAUCGCGCAAGACAACAAAGAACUCCACCCGGACGCUGCUGAAGCUGUUGCACGAGAUUUCUACGUCGACGACUUGAUCUCUGGUGCGCCGGACGUGGAAACGGCGAUCAAACUGCGCCGCGAGAUAUCUACGAUGCUUGCUGCUGCUGGUUUUCCGCUCAAGAAGUGGGCGUCUAACGCCCCUGAAGUGCUACGAGACAUUCCACCCGAGGAUCUUGCACUUCUGCCGGUUUACGACCUGCAAGAUGGUCAAACUGUAACCACACUCGGCAUCGUUUGGGACCCACAGACAGACACCCUCUGUUUCCGGGUCCAACUACCACCCCCUGCGUCGGUGCUCUCAAAGCGCAAAGUGAUGUCUUACAUCGCACAGAUUUGGGACCCGAGAAGCCUGCGCGUGGGACACCCGCUCCCACUCAAGAUCCAGCUGGAAUGGAAGGAGUUCCACAUGCUGCUGCACAUGCUCAGCCAGGUCAAGGUUCCGCGGUUCGUCUCUACGCCUGGCGCCACUAUCCAGUUGCAUUUUUUCUCCGACGCGUCGGAAAUGGCUUACGGCGCCUGCUGUUACGUCCGAGCUGCGGCCGCCAACGGAGUUACCACUCGUCUGCUGUCCUCGAAGUCCAAGGUCGCGUCGCUGUCGUCCCAUGACUCGAUCAACAAAUUGGAGCUAAAUGGUGGCCGGCUCUCUACGCAGCUGUACAAGAAAGUCAAGAAAGCCCUGAACCUGUCUGAUGCCGUUCCAGUCUUCUUCUGGACAGAUUCGCUUACGGUUCUUCACUGGUUGAACUCUCUGCCCAGCCGUUGGAAGACGUACGUCGCGAAUAGGGUGUCCCAAAUCCAGCUGUGCACUAGCCGCCAUGUCUGGGGACACGUACCCGGCGUCGACAAUCCCGCCGACUACAUCUCUCGAGGACUGAGCCCGCUGGAACUGCUCGAUUGUCUGUGUUGGUGGUUUGGGCCCCUUUGGCUGAAGCAAAACCCGGACUACUGGCCAAAAACUGUGUUGACAGCCGCAGACGCUUCAGCUGUAACCAAGGAAGAACGCAAGGUGCCGAUCGUUGCGAUGACCACCGUCGAGGCUGAUUUCAGCAACCGUGUUUUCAGCUUGACCUCGAGCUUUCCUAAGCUCCGUCGCGACAUCGCAUUCUGCCAGCGCUUUCUUUCCAAGCUUCGUGAACGCUCGGUGCAACGGCGCGAUGCACCUGAACAGUACGCCCCGCCUACUGUUGGAAAAGUAACAACCCCUCUAUCGGUUACGCCGCUCUCUACGCACGAACUCCAACACGCUGAAUUCUCGCUGGUGCGCCUAGCGCAGCAAGAACACUACGCUGAGGAGAUUUCUGACCUCUCUGGAGGUGAACGGGUGUCCAAGUCGUCACCACUCAAGUGGUUGAACCCGUUUGUUGACGAAAAACGUAUCCUGCGAGUCGGUGGCCGGCUUCGGAACGCCAAACUGACUCACGAAAGCAAACACCCGAUUGUUCUCUCUGCGCGACACCCGCUAACGGCUCUGUUGGCUAGUUACUUCCACGAGAAACUACUGCACGCAGGUCCCGCCCUCAUGCUGGCCACUCUCCGCCAGAAGUACUGGAUCUUGGGCGGACGAAACCUGGUGAAAUCUGUCUACCAUCGCUGCCACACCUGUUUCCGCAUCUACGUGGCCAUUUUCGUUUGCUUUUCGACCAAGGCGGUCCACAUCGAGCUGGUGAGCGAUUUAUCCACACCAGCAUUCAUCGCAGCUCUACGUCGACUGGUCGCCCGCAGAGGACAGGUUGUCGAGUUGAAUUCUGACAACGCGACCGCCUUCAAGGGUGCUGCGAAUGCACUGCACCGUGUGUACCAGAUGCUGAAGGUCGAACAACUCGAUCGGAAUGAGAUUUUCACCUGGUGCGCAGAGAACGGGAUUCGCUGGAAAUUCAUCCCACCACGCGCGCCGCACUUCGGCGGACUGUGGGAGGCGGCGGUCAAAUCCGCCAAAACACACCUACUCAAGACGAUGGGCACCACUAGUGCCAACUACGAGGACAUGCUCACACUGCUGGCGCAGAUAGAGAUGUGCCUCAACUCUCGCCCACUCACGCCCAUGCCGGACGACCCGGCAGACGCUGAAGUCCUGACCCCAGGACAUUUUCUCGUCGGGAGCAACCUCCAAGCCGUUCCGGAAAUGGACCUGAAGGAGAUUCCAGACAACCGCCUGAACAACUGGGAGCUGACGCAGAAACGAGUCCAGCAAAUCUGGGCACGCUGGUACCCCGAGUAUCUGCAGCAGCUGCAGUCCUGCCAACUCCAAGCCAAUGAUCAUCAUCAAAGUCCAGGUAGAGCAACCCAUUGUGGGAGAUCUUGCUCGAUGCGCACCUGCGCAUAG
Molecule: messenger RNA, 4809 nt
Organism: Culex quinquefasciatus (southern house mosquito)
Lineage: Eukaryota; Metazoa; Arthropoda; Insecta; Diptera; Culicidae
Exons: 5
Coding region: 1-4809 (1602 amino acids)
Biological process (GO): DNA integration
Molecular function (GO): nucleic acid binding; zinc ion binding
Source: RefSeq, a predicted model, not a curated record